AUGGGGGAUCCACAAGAAGAAAAAUGUAAGGGUCAAUAUCUACCAUGGUCUAGCCAAGAAACAAAAAUACUGGUGCGUUUAUUGGUGGAUGCUGUGAAUCAGAAUUGGUGUGAUGCUAGUGGUUCGUUCAAUAAACUUACAGUGGAGCAACGAAUACUACCAGCUCUUAACAAGGAGUGUGGGACUACCAAAACAUAUAGUAACUAUAAAAACAGGAUGAAGAUUUUAAGGGCUAGGCACAAGAGUUUUGUAGAUCUUCUAAGUUAUAGUUCAGGAUUUGGUUGGGAUCCGGAGACGAAAAAGUUUACUGCUAGACAAGAAGUGUGGGAUGAUUAUUUUAAGGGACAUUCAAAAAGUAAACAUUUACGUGACGAUUCAUUUGAAGACUUUGAGGAUUUAGACAAGAUCUUUGGAAAAAAGAUUGCAACUGGAAAGAAUGCAAUUGGGUUAGGUGAUACCACAGAGGCCCGAACUUAUGCACCAAGAGAUAGUGAAUGGGAAACUCAAGAUAACUAUAUUCCUCAAAUGGCGGAUGAGAAUGAGGUUGAUGGAGUAGAAGAUUUACCUGAGCAAGUUGUUUCAUCUUCAUUAGGCAGGAGGAAAUCAAACGAAAAGCUUCCUAUCAGGAAGAAAACUAGGACUGAGGGAUACAAUGUGGACAAGAUUACUGAUGAGAUAAGUUCAGCGACAGGAAUGAGCAGCCAACUAUUUAGCAUGAUACAACAAAGAUGGCAGAAAGAAGCUGAAGAGAAGCAAGCUGAGGAAAAGAAUAAUAAUGUAUGGGAUGCUAUUAAGGAAAUUCCAGGUUUAGAGGAAAAUGAACGUUUCGAUGCGAUGAACUUAAUUCACCAGUGGGGUAUGAAUGCCGGAUUUGUGAGUAUGACUACAGAGGAACGUUUUGGAUGGAUUAAACGUAGUGUGCGCAAGCCUUGA
Messenger RNA from Capsella rubella, 933 nucleotides. RefSeq lists its product as uncharacterized. Lineage: Eukaryota; Viridiplantae; Streptophyta; Magnoliopsida; Brassicales; Brassicaceae. The transcript is spliced from 2 exons. The record is from RefSeq and is a predicted model, not a curated record. The coding region runs from base 1 to 933 and encodes 310 amino acids.